Phyllopteryx taeniolatus (common seadragon) is the source of this 429-nucleotide messenger RNA. RefSeq lists its product as uncharacterized. The transcript has a single exon. The coding region runs from base 1 to 429 and encodes 142 amino acids. Lineage: Eukaryota; Metazoa; Chordata; Actinopteri; Syngnathiformes; Syngnathidae. The record is from RefSeq and is a predicted model, not a curated record.
AUGGUUCUGCAGAGGCUCCUGGAGAACAAGCUGUAUGUCAGUCUGGAUAAAUGUAAGUUCCAUGUCCCCUCUGUGAGCAUCCUGGGCUACAUCAUUGCCAAAGGUCAAGUCAGGCCUGACCCAAUUAAGAUCGAGGCAGUCAUCAAUUGGCCAACCCCUAGCAACAGUUCCUGGGCUUGGCCAAUUUUUAACCGCCGUUUUAUUCAUGACUGCAGUAAGGUAGAGCUCCUACUUACCUACACCAAAUCCCCUUUCUGUUGGACCCAGGAUGGCGACAGGACUUUCACCAAGCUUAAGUCGCUCUUCAUGAGUGCUCCCAUCCUGAAGCACCCUGAUCCUUCCCUCCGAUUUCCUGCCUCGCCCAGCAACUCACCCACUUGCUGCUCGCCCUGUGAUACUCUUGGACUCUGUUCACAUGACCUGUUAUGA